Molecule: messenger RNA, 1830 nt
Organism: Antrostomus carolinensis (chuck-will's-widow)
Lineage: Eukaryota; Metazoa; Chordata; Aves; Caprimulgiformes; Caprimulgidae
Product: FERM domain-containing protein 6
Exons: 13
Coding region: 1-1830 (609 amino acids)
Biological process (GO): positive regulation of hippo signaling
Cellular component (GO): cytoplasmic side of apical plasma membrane; cytoskeleton
Source: RefSeq, a predicted model, not a curated record
AUGAGCAGGGCACUGCUGGCAGGCAGGAUGCAGCCGGAGAGCCGGAGCGUCUGCGUCUUCCUCCCCAACCGGGAGCAGCUCAGCCUGGCUGUCGGGGUCAAAGCCACUGGACAGGAGCUCUUUCAACAAGUUUGUGAUUUAGUGAAGAUUAAAGAGCCUCACUUCUUUGGCCUCAGCAUUGUUAAAAAUAAUGAAUAUGUUUUUAUAGAUCUGGAGCAGAAGCUUAGCAAAUACUUUUCAAAGGAGUGGAAGAAAGAGACCACCAAAGGAACAGAGAAAUUCAGCCCUCCUGUUGUUGCGUUCUUUAGAGUACAAUACUAUGUAGAAAAUGGAAGAGUAAUAAGCGAUAAGGUGGCACGGCAGCUCUACUACUGCCAUCUCAAAGAGCAAGUACUUAUGUCUCGGUGCAAUCACAAAGAAGAAAUCUACUUCUUGCUGGCUGCCUACAGCUUACAGGCAGACUUGGGCAACUACAGAGAGAAGGUCCAUGCUGGCAAAUAUUUUGAACCUCAGGCCUAUUUCCCGCAAUGGAUAAUUGCAAAGAGGGGGAGCGACUACAUCUUGAAACAUGCCCCAGAGAUGCACCGAGAACAGCAAGGGCUGAGCGCUAAGGACGCGGUGCUGAAGUUCAUUAAGGAGUCCUGCCUGCUGGAAGAUGUGCCCGUUCACUUCUACAGGCUACAGAAGGAUAAGAAGGAGGAUCGCCCGACGAUUAUCCUGGGCCUGACCCUGAGAGGAAUGCACAUCUAUCAGGAGGUGAAUCAUGUUCGUCAGCUCCUCUACGACUUUCCCUGGUCACACAUUGGGAAGCUGGCGUUUCUGGGGAAAAAAUUUGAGAUCCAGCCAGAUGGUUUGCCCUCUGCACGGAAACUGGUUUACUACACGGGUUGCCCCUUCAGGUCACGGCACUUGCUGCAGCUCCUCAGCAACAGCCACCGGCUCUUUCUGAAUAUCCAGCCGGUGCUGAAGCAAAUCCAAAAACUGGAGGAGGCUGAAGAGAAGAAGCGCUACCGGGAGUCCUAUAUCAGUGACACGCUAGACAUGGACCUGGACCCCUGCGAUAAGAACUCGCGUGGCAGCGGGAGCAGCGGCGGCAGCCGGAGGGACAACCGUCUCUCACGCCAGUCCACAGGGAGCCAUGGCAGCUCUCACACAUCGGGCAUCGAGGCUGACUCCCAGCACCGGGUGUCAGUGGAGAUGUCAGUGGAUGAGCCCUUCAGCAUUGACCGGGUGCAUAGGAAAGAGAAAUCCUGCAGCUCAACCAUCAGCUAUGGUAGCUCUGGCAUUGACAGCGGCAGCAAGGGGCGGGCUGAAGAUGACUCUCAGGAUGAUGAGCUUGAGCUGGCAGUAGAUGAGCCAGAGGAGGUGCCUGUAGAUGAGCCUUUAGAGGGAGACCAGUUAGAGGAGGCCACUGUGGGAGAAUCUGUUGAAUCUCUUCCUCUAGAUGCUACUAGUUGCCAAGCUAUAAAUCAGGAAUCACUGUCUGUGGUGCAAGUCACACUAAUAAAAAUGAGAGGCCAAAGUGUGGAAUCCCUUCACCAGGUCAGAUCAACAAGAAGCAGGAGCUGCACGGACCAGCACAGCCAGAGUUUGGAUGACAUCCGCCUUUACAAGCACCAGCACUCACCACUAAGUGCCACGCUGUCUUCAGACACAUCCCACAGCUACACGUUUGGCUGCAGCCUGGAGGAUAAGCUGUCUGUCUAUGGCUGCGUUUAUUCCACAGCAGACUGCAAAACCAAGUCUGCCCUUUAUGGGAAGCGAUCUAUGAACUGCCUCUCCUUGGAUCUCCUGGGAGAAGACCAGCUCCCGGAGGAGUUUGUGGUGUAA